Molecule: messenger RNA, 2546 nt
Organism: Daldinia decipiens
Lineage: Eukaryota; Fungi; Ascomycota; Sordariomycetes; Xylariales; Hypoxylaceae
Product: FAD dependent oxidoreductase
Exons: 2
Coding region: 536-1828 (430 amino acids)
Molecular function (GO): flavin adenine dinucleotide binding; saccharopine oxidase activity; sarcosine oxidase activity
Source: RefSeq, a predicted model, not a curated record
CCUAAAUGCCAUGUGUAGUCCUUUAGUACAAAUAUAUCCUUAGUACGUAUAUCCAUGAAGCUUAGCAAUCCCUAGUUGGCAUUCCCUAGUAAUCUCCAGUCACCUAUCCUAUCCUAUCCUAUCUUGUCUAACUGGCCGUGGUAACCCUCCAUCGUGUAGUCUCGUGUCGUCUAGUCUCCCCUGUCUCCCUGCCCUUAGCGGUUUCACCUACACCUGCUUAUUAGAACACGCUUAAACGUAGAUUUAAGAGAAAUUUAGAAGAAUGUAGAGGGAAACCAAGUUUCUUGUCCUCCGCGUUACCCACUAUCAUAGAGUCUAAAGGGGUCUCCAUGUCACGUCAAGUCGCGGCAGAAUUAUCUAUCGUGCGACCUAUUCUUGUGGAUCGGCACACCCCGUUUCCACUUCGUAACGACGAGAAGGGUUAUAAAAAUGAGGCCGAUGUCCGCAACGUAGUAGUAUUACAAGAAGCUUUCGUAGUUGUAAACACUCCGAACAUCACGAUUUCCUUGCGAGCACUUACUUGCUCUUCGCUACAAUGACUACACAAGAUUCCCUCAAGCCGUCCGUGUUGAUCGUUGGUGGAGGCUGUUUUGGUCUCGCUACCGCCUACACUCUAGCUUCGUCUGGGUAUACAAGAGUUACAGUUCUCGAAAAAGAUGACGUGAUACCGAGUCGUUUCUCUGCUGGCAACGACCUCAAUAAAGUCAUCCGCGCUGAAUAUUCUGAUAAUUUCUACACGGAUCUCGCUGUAAAAGCCAUCCGCAAAUGGCAGAUUGACCCGUUGUACGAACCUCAUUUUCGCCAGACUGGUUUCUUAAAUGUGACUUCAGAAAGCGCCACGCAAGCAACCAAGGAUGUGGUUACGAAUUAUCUCACUUCAAUCAGGGAACAUCCGGCAUUUGAGGGGCAAGUUUCAACCGUUCACGGUGCAGAAGAGAUAAAGAAGGUUGCACCCGCGUUCACUGGUCCCACGGCAGGAUGGUCAGGUUAUUUUAACAAAAUGGCUGGAUAUGCUCAUUCGGCAGACGCAUCAAAAGCUGUUUACAGUGCCUGUAUUAAGUUGGGCGUCAAUUUCGUCCUCGGUAGAGACAAUGGAGAAGUGACUGAACUAGUUUAUGACGCCAUAUCAUCUAGAAGGGUGUGUGUCGGGGUUAAGACGCGUGGUAACCAGAUAUACAAUGCAGAAAAGGUCAUACUGGCUUUAGGUGCUGACGUUCCGGGUUUGAUUCCUCAGUUAGGGCCACAGGUUACUGGCCGUUGCUGGGGCGUUGUGCACAUCCAACUAACGCCUGAAGAGGCCUCGCCUCUCAGGGGCAUACCUGUCACUAAUGUUCGGGACCUUGCCUUUUUUUUCGAGCCUGACAAUGCCACCAACAAGCUCAAAUUCUGCCAUAUGGGGGGCGGCUUUACUAAUUUUGCCUUGACCAAAAAUGGAUUAUCACUUCCCUACGAGAAACUAGAGGAUUCUCAAUUCAUCCCAUUGGAUGAUGAGGCCUACGUCCGUAAACUGCUACAGGAGGUGUUUCCCCAAUUUGCAAACCGCCCACUAAUCGACAAACACCUGUGCUGGUUUGCAGAUACGAUAGACUCCGACUACAUCAUUGAUUUUGUCCCGGACACCAAUUCCUCGCUUAUUAUCCUCUCUGGAGACUCGGGUCAUGGGUUCAAGAUGCUUCCAAUCUUUGGAGAGUUCGUCAAGGAAAUUUUGGAGCGUGGGUCGCAGAAUAUUGCGAAGUGGCAGUGGAAAGAUGAUACCAAACUCAAACCAACAGGGACGUGGCGUGGUGACACGACCACUCAAGAAUUGUCAGAGAUACUACGUGCAUAGCUAACUAUACAACAUAUGUAUGAUGAGAAGAGGUACCUAGGUACUAUGUCAACCCCCUUUCCCAAGUAAAAAGGACAAUACAUAUUCCUCCGCGUAGCUAGGCCCACGGAGAAUACCUAAGAAAUUCGGACCCCGACGUUCCCGAGCUUGCCCGAGCCCAUCCGGAUGUGAUAAUAGUUACAUAAGUAACUAUUGCAAUCCCUUAGCUACCCCUAGGCCACUGAAACAUUUAGGAACAGGGAGUUACAUUAGUGGUUUGGUCUUGAACGGACUCGUAGUUCUUCGUGUGAUAGCAUAGUUAUUUGUUUCCCUAACUCAAACUUAUAUUUGACGAUAGGUAACAGGUAGGUAGCCUCAUUGAAUACCUACCUUAGGUACUCUUUAGUGACAUUGUGAUAUUUAUAUUGCGAUGCUUAUAUUCUGGUGUUUAGGUCGUAGUUUUUAAACCGGCAUCUGUACCAUGCGCGACCAAAAGUAUUGUAGCAUUUAUUCAUAAUACAAGACUCAUAUCAUAUGAGCAUAAAAGUCCUGGAUUAUUUGCUAGUAAGAUAGCUAACUACUUGAAACUACUUGAAUAGCAUGUAAUUGAUUGUUUAUGGCAGCGCUAUUCUCAUUCUGAAGCUGACCACAUCACGUCAAAAACAACCAGCCAAUAAGCGCUCACAAGGUGACAUAGCCGCAGCAAUAUGACCCAGAGAGUCGGUAACAGUCAUGGCAC